AUUUCGGUUUUCGCAGUAAGCCCCCUGUUUGUGCUUUGCUUACGAAUAAGUUGUUUCUAUUCUGUUCUAUUCGAAGUCGCAGGAAAAGCUGAUACUAAUAACAUAAAGUAAUUGCAUUGAUAAGCUACAAUGUAUGGAGUGUUUAUCGCUUAUAUAUUUUCCUUGUGUUUAUUUUUAUCAAGAAGCGAGUUAAAUUACACAAUAUUUCGUUCAGCGGAUGACCACCACUUGAAACUAAAAUUCGACGGAUCGAUAGAACUAUCUGGAUCGGACGAACAGAAUAUUGUGUCAGACAAAAUCGACCGCCUACCGUUCCUUGGUGGUAUUAAUGAUGUUCAAUAUGACAACGCGGUGUCAGACAGAGACAGCGAUAUAAUGAGUGAAAAGGGAACUGAAGUAAGGACGGCGGAUAUUUACGAAAUCCAGGACUCUUCGAUAGAUGGCAGUGCAGAGAUGUCGGAGUUGAUGAGGGAGAACAGUAAUUUAUUUGAGUCAGUAAGAAUAGAAGAUACGGAUAGUUUAGACGAGAACAAUAGAGAGUUUACGAAUAACUAUGGCAGUGCAGAGAAGUCAUCAUCGGAGGGGGAAAGCAAUGGUUCACCCCAAACUGGUCCACAAUGGUUAAGAGCAGAAUCAAAUGAGACAUCAGAUUCUAUAGAAUAUCAGGUGUAUGACGACAGUGCAGAGAAUAGAGCACGGAACAAAGAGCACAAUCCUAUACCUAUUUCAAUAAAGAUAGGAGUUAAGGAUGUACAAGCUAAGAUGUACGGCGGCGGUUUGAAGAAUUCGGCAUUGGGAGGAACGAGCAACGAGCCAUUAAGAGCCGGAGUCAAUGAGACAUCAGAUAUUUCCGUAGCUCAGGACAAUGGUGUGGACAGUCCGUCAGACAGAUAUUUACAAUUAUUUGGGAAUGAAGACAAACAGAAGAAUGUCACCAACUCAGUGUUCGUUCCUACUGAUUAUUCGCUCCGCCUUACGACCAGAGCCACUAGCCAGAGCACGACCAAAUUCAAGCGCCACAAGGUUCAGGACGAUGACAGGAUACGGAAGUUUACUGCGCAUGUAUAUGAACAGGCUUUGAAGGUUUUCGAAGCAAUGAAAAAGAAAACGGACCAAUACACGGCAAAGAAGAUCGACUCGUUGGCCGAGACCUACAAGCAGAAAUUCACGGAGUUUGUAAAAAAUACUAGAAAUGUAGACAUUAAAACCAGACAAGGAACCCAGAACGUUAUCCUGCAUACCAUAGACACUUCUAACCUGAUUUUGGAGAGGAUUGUUAAUUUUCUGAAGACCGAUAUGCUUGGCGAAGGUACAAGUGCGUUGAGGCAAGGCGGCGCGUCACGGCUGCAAAAAGAAGUGGACACGGUGAAAUCGUUGGAGCACGAGCAUGCUUGCAAAAUGUUUGGGAUUUGUCAUAGUGCUAACGGAUUCAGAUUCAAACUACAAAACAUCAUAUCAACACUUAUCUCACUCCCAGACAACAAGCUCCUUCAAGCAAAUGACGCAGCCACCGAAAUACUAAAAGACGCCGACUUGUCAGCCUUCAUAUCAUCCUAUGUCACCCUCAAUCGAGUCGAAAAAGCAAUCAGAUCUUUAGAAAAAGCAGACGCUAUAACGUUGAGAAAGAACUUAGAAGUAUUAUUCGGCGUUUUAAGCCUAUCGCACUUGCCUUUAAUUGUAGAUAAAGGUAAAACAUUUGAAAAGCGUUCUGUGAAACGAACUGUAGCAUUCCACGGUCUUUUAGAUGCUUUGGAAGACGCUUUACCCCCUACUGAGGCUAAUAAAUCGGAGUGGGGGGAUAUUUUGAACCGUUUGAAGAUAUGGAAAGAUGGGGGAGUGUCGGACGUGCAGGAAACGUUGAAAAUGUUGUUUGAUCAUGUUAAUAGGGGCGCGCAGAAGUAUAGGGAAAAGUCGGAGAAGAUUAGAGAACUGGUUGAAGAUGUUGCUGAAAGUUGUUGAUGAUGAGUAAAUGUAUAUUUUAUUGUU
Molecule: messenger RNA, 1986 nt
Organism: Cydia pomonella (codling moth)
Lineage: Eukaryota; Metazoa; Arthropoda; Insecta; Lepidoptera; Tortricidae
Exons: 12
Coding region: 130-1959 (609 amino acids)
Source: RefSeq, a predicted model, not a curated record